Theileria orientalis strain Shintoku is the source of this 2109-nucleotide messenger RNA. RefSeq lists its product as hypothetical. Lineage: Eukaryota; Apicomplexa; Aconoidasida; Piroplasmida; Theileriidae. The record is from RefSeq and is a predicted model, not a curated record. The transcript is spliced from 3 exons. Bases 1 to 2109 code for a protein of 702 amino acids.
AUGUUAUCACUAAAGGAGACGGAUUACAACCAGAAUAAAUACAUUGCGCUGGAUUUGGAAAAGUUCUUCAGAGAAAAUGACGAGUUGACCAUGCUGAAGACGCUACAGGAGAUGUACGUCUCAUCGUACAACCUGGAGCUGGAAAUGAAGUCCCUGGUGACAAACGAGCUGGAUUCCGUUCUUUUGUGCGUUGACACGAUACUACAGAUGUGCUCCCUGAUAAAGCAGUCGAAGAACAACCUCGACACGAUAAGUAAAACGGUAAACGAGUUCAACUACGAUGAAAUAUUCGAAGAGGCAUGUAAAAAUAAAGUGGAUGUACCGGAUUUGGAGGUUAACGAGCUUAAAUUGUUGCUGGACGGGUGGAUGAGUAACUACAACAGGGAGUGUAUAGAAAAUGAAACAUACGGAUCAGAGUCGACACACAUUGAUCUAAACAGAGACUUAUUGUUUCAAAACUACGGAAAUUUCGUAGAAAGGUGCAAAAACGUGAAAAUCUACGUUAAAUCGAUAGUAUCGGAGCACCUGCACGGAAUGACGAUGAGUAAUUAUAGACUCCUUAAGAGGAACAGGCUGUUAAAUUCGUAUGAGCUACUUUACGUAAAAGUGCCGCUCUUGUUGAAUUUAUUGGAGGAACUCGGAGGAGAGGACACGAAUGGUCUAACCAAAGAAACGGAGCGGAUGUGUGAAUUUUGUAAGAAGAAGCUGAGAUCGCACUGUUUAACAAACCUGAGCAGUAGUGAAGUGGAGGUUUUACUGGAGUCGGUAUCAGUGAUGUUCCUGCUUGACGGAAAAGGGAGAGAAAACGCAGAGUUCCUGCUGAAAAGGAGGCUGGAAAUGUACAACAUUGCAAGCUCAGCACUCGUAUCAGGCUCCUUGGGAGUUUUAACGAAGCUGUUCUCACACUUCUUUGCAAACGAAGUGCUCUAUGAGGUGUUGACCCUCUACACGAAGGAGGUGAGUCUGGAUAGGAGUAUAUUCAGAGAGAGUUAUGAGCCGAAGCUGCUGGAUCAACUCGGGAGUUACAGUCUCGUUAAGUUGAUUCAAGUGAAGCAAGUAGUAUCGCAGCACAUACAGGAGUUGAGCGUCGACUUCGACGGGUGCAAAUUGAAGGACAAGUUGGAGGAAAAGAGGGCGUUUCUGAAUGAGGAGUUUGAAAAAACGUGGACCAAGUGCACAAACGACAAGAUAGCGAACAUAAUGCUGACCAUAAGCGGAUCAGUGAACAGCUACACGAAGAUAAAGAGGGACUUGGGGGACUUUUCAGAAUAUUUCGACAGCCAAGACUUCGUGGAAAACACGAAGCACGACGUGGACGAAAUGGUGACUGAGCUAAACGAGUUUUUGCUCUCGGAAAAGAGUUUCAGUCACCUGGUGGACAGAAAGCUCGACGCAACAAUGGAAAAGGUGAAAGAGCAGAUGGCCCUGAGGGAAUUUAAGCACGGGCGAAUGGAGGCGCUGACAGUGUACUCAAUACAGGAGUACAACACGAAGUUUAAGGCGUGGCUGGGCGAAAACGGAGUUCUGGACUCACUACAAGUGUUAAACAAGUUCAAGCCCACGAAGAACGUGUACGCACUGUACGAGAUUGUCACAAAUAGGUACCUGGACCCGCUGGUAAAGGCAGCAGCCAAGAAGGCGGAAAGCCAUAGAACCAGUAAAUCCACCAGAGUUGAUCAGCCAGGGGAUAGUGCUGAGCCAACGGAUAAUAGCCAAGAAGGGGGAAAAUUGGAAGAUAAAGAGGAUGACAGUGAAUCGGAAGAAAAAAGGGAAGGAGAUAAUGGACUAUACAUGGUAAUGGUGGCAUACGCAGCCUCGAAUCUGAAAAGCUAUAUCAACGAACUAAGCGGGUUCAGGGAGUGUGUGUUGUCAAAACACCUGGAAGAAUCGGCGCUGGCGGCUGGAAUGGAGUAUUACAUAAAAAAUAUUACUGGAGGAACAUUGGGGAAAUCAGCAGAGAGGGACGCGGGUAUACUUUCUAUGAUCUGCGGAGACAAACUGGAGAGGUCAGACGCAGGUUUAAAAGAAAAAUACACACAAUUUAAAAAUAAACUGCCAGAUGGGCGGAAAUACGAAAAAUUUUACGCGAGCUUUAAGAACCUAAUGUAA